GGCCGUUGAGAGAUCCAGCAGCUGGUAGUGAGUUGCGAGAGCGCCCAGCAGGCAGCAGCCGACGGUCAACACAGCACACACAUUUCCCACUCCAUGUGAGAAAAACUGAGCCGUCUACCUUACAGGCGACAGAAGAAUAUGCUGUUCGGACGCCUGACGUGUCACCGCAUCGGCCUUUGAGUCAUCAUUGUCACCCGGUUUUCAUUUUGGAGGAUUCCUCCCUUCAUCCUCCGGAUCGCACCGAACAGGCAAUGACAACGGUCUUAGCAACCCCGCAGCAGAUGAGGGACCGGCUGCUGCAGGCCAUCGACUGUCGCAGCAAUAUAUGCAAUAUGGUGAUUGUAUUGGAGGUAAUUUCCUGUCUUGAACAGUAUCCUAUCACCAAAGAAGCACUUGAGGAAACUCGACUAGGAAAACUUAUCAAUGACGUCAGGAAAAAGACCAAGGAUGAAGACCUCGCCAAGCGUGCUAAGAAACUCUUGAGGGCCUGGCAAAAGCUGAUUGAGCCUGGGCCAGCUGUGGCUGCAAGCACACCAGGGUCCACCAAUGGCAGUUCCCACCCCUGCAGAACAGAUGCCGCCCCUCCUGACAUUUCCGUGUCAGGGAAGGGUGUCCCUGAAGUCAAAAUCAGAAACGAUGUACACAACACAUACUCACCAAAAGCCGAGAAGUCAAGCAGCCGCAAACGCCGAGCAGAGCACAGAGACAGUGGAGUGCACUUACCAGAAAAAAUCUCCAAGAUGUCUUCGUUUGAUAACUCUGUUUCACCGCCACCCACCAACGGGAUCGCAGGCAGUCCUGAUACCCUGCCUGACCAGCCAGUUGUCCCGUCUCCCGACAGAUCUCGGAUAGAGCACCUUGAUAAUGAUAAAAUCAACAGAAUUCCGGUUAAUGCUGUCAAGCCUCGCCCCAGCUCCCCAGGAGUGGCCAAACUACCUAGCACUUCCUCUAUGAUCAAGGUUGCUGUGAUGCAGCAACAGGCUAGAUUGGACGAAGGAGGAGGGGGGUAUUAUCAAACUAGGAGUCCCCGUGGCCUCACUUCUAGUCCAAGGAGCAUGAAGCAAGACACAGUGACCAAGCGCUCUUCAUAUGCACCUAAAGGAACACCUGUUCCAAGCCCCUCUUCUAGGGACUCUCCCUUGUCCAUAUCCCAGCCCGUAUCCUCCCCAGCCAACACAUCUUACGCUGACAAGCUGCCACAUUCUUCUCAUAGGUCUUCAAUGCACUGGGCCAGUUCGUCAGAAGCCCCUUCUCAUUGCCCACCACAAGACAUAUCUGCAACACUGGAAUCCCCAUCAGUCUCCCCUUCACCCUCCCACCUCCAACACAACUCAGAACUACACAGACCGACAUCUGAGGGAGCCAUGUCUGUGUCUGAUGACACAGACGGGGCAACGGUUCCCAACUCGGAGCAUAAAAGGCGGAAGUACAGGUCAAGAGACUACUCUGUCAACCUAGAUGGCCAGAAAAUAGAGGACACGACUAAACCUGUACGGUUAAAAGAACGCAGAUUAACAUUUGACCCCGUCACAGGUCAGAUCAAACCUCUGGUACAUAAAGAACCCUCUCUAACAGAGGAAGCCCCCACUCCUGACCCUGCUGAGUUAAGGCAGAGAACUGAAAGCACUGUACAACAGCCCGCUGUCCUCACCCCGGUCACAGUCCCUGUCCCAGCCCUGGCCCCGGCCACAACCACAACCCCAACCCCAGGUCCCAGCCCUAACCCUUUCCAUCAAACAAACUGGAAGGAGCUGUCCAGAAAUGAAAUCAUCCAGUCCUACUUGAACCUUCAGAGUAAUGUGCUCACCUCCUCUGGGGUCCAGGCCCCUAGUGCGCACUAUUUUAUGACAGAGUAUCUGAAAAGGGAAGAACAGGAGGUCAAGGAUUCACGGAAGAUACAUGUUCUGCAGACGGACAGCUCAGUAGGGGAUUUACCGGGCGUGAGCCGGGACGUGACGGACGAUGACCUGGGCAGGAUACACACACAGCACUGGCCGGGGGUGAACGGUUGUUAUGACACCAAGGGCACCUGGUAUGAUUGGACAGAGUGCAUAUCAUUGGACCCUCAUGGGGAUGAAAGCAAAUUGAACAUCCUGCCAUAUGUUUGCCUAGACUGAGGGGUUUGGGAACGUUGCUGUCCUUUUUCCACUCCUUUCUUUGUCUCGCCACAGAGACGAGACACUUUGUGAUUUUGUUUGUCCACUGUGAGUUCGGCAAAAGCCAGGCCUGCUAAACUCCCUCCCCCAUGCCUCUUCCUCUUUCUGUGAUAAUCUAAUGAGAUUUUGGUAUUAAAAAAGAGUAAAGAUUUAAAGAAUAGUUGAGUUUGUAAUACCAAGGGCUGUUUCUGUUUUAUUUUUCAAACUGAAAGCCACAGGAAUGAUGAGGCCCUCGUUGCAGAGUGCUGCUACUAACACUGAAGGAAAGAAGGAGGGGACAGCAUUAUCCCAGACAGCCGGAAAUGGUGUUAUGAUGUGAAUAUUUGAUGUUCUGAAUUGUACCUCUGUUUCAGGCUCACUGAGAUGGUACUGUUCUCUUUUUUUUACCUUCUAGUUUCUAAUGAGGAAUUACAUUCUAGGAUUAAAUUUGAGGGAAGGCCGGGGUUUAGCUGUCCUGUCCAGACUGCCAUGUUGGUGCCCAGAAAAGGUGUUGAUAGAGUUCAUCUAGCACAGAUAGAGCUGAACAUGUCCAGAGUAUGAUAUACUGGAUCAUAUUUGGCAGUUACAAGAAGCUUUAUGUGAGAUAUAAAGAGUAAAUUAUAAAUUUCUUAUCAUGUAUACAUCUAUUUAUUUUGACCAGUUCAUUUAUGGGAAGUUCACCUGAACAGACAUUAAGAAACUAUAAUAGACCUGGUUUUGUUUUCUUUGUUAAUUUUUUUUUUCCUGUUUGCAUCACAAUGCUGUCAGCCUAAUCUUCAAUGUUAAAGGGGCAUACGCAUGUUUUUUUUUUUUUUGCAUGGUCUUUCUUUAAGACAGACCAAUGCAUAUGGUCAUAAACAUUCCAUACUCCACCCCGCACCCACUUUCACGCUCUCUGUCUCAUCACACAGUUCCCGUAUGCCCACCUCAACCCUCAAGAAGAAGUUAAUUCUGGUUUCAAAAUGGUGUCGUCAAAAGUAGUGUGGUGCUAAUUAAAAAAAUUAAUUCAGCUAAAGUGGAAAAAACUCACGCCUCACUAAUUCUCUCCCAAGCUUAAAAAAGUAACGAAUGUCAAAUCAGAUGGUGCUGAUCAAUGUUUGCAUUAUUUGAAAGUCUCAUUUUGUUUCCUUUAGAUAGCGUUUGCCUUCUGGAGGUCCAUCACAAUAUUUCCUGAGUUAAACAGCCUUAGUGAAUGUAAAGGAUUGAGACUUGUUACGCACUUCUUCAUAAGUUGACAUCUUGUUGGUCAUUUCAUCACUGACAUAAUUCAAACGGGAAUAGUGACUGAUGCUCCCACAAUCUGUGUGCCCGCAGUUUAUUCAGACUUAAAGCCCCUGCCUAUGUGUUUACAGAUAUUUUUGAAAAUGGAUAUUUUUCCCUAUCAUUCCACACGACCUUUGUUUUAUAAAGUACCUCUGUCCACACUAGAACACAAAAAUGACUCCACACUUGCCGCUGUUCGCUGUCUUCAGCAGUCUACCUCGUCACGAAGGUAGCGGAGUGUGUACAAGCUAACGUUACCUUUUUCAAAAACCUGCUGAAGAACACAUCAGCGUGGAUUUCCAUUCAAUUUAAGCUUACUAAACAUACAAAUGAUUCUCUGGACGUGCAAAAGUUUACCUCCCAAUCCUCGUCAACAACAAUCCCACUCUGGAAAGUGACCAGGCUCGGUACAAAACCUUCAUUUCUGGAGGACUUUAAACCACGGAUGCCGAGAUGGACUGAACACAUUGGGUACAGCAGCUGCUUCCGUUCGUCCAUUGAGUGCGGCAAUACUAACUUUAAGUGUAAAUUAGUCAUAAGACCAAGCACUGCUAUCAGAACGUUAGCAAACUGGUAGUCAGCCAUCAUUGUCGUUUUUAGUUUAUGCUGAUUACACCAAGCAAAAACUGCGCCUUAGAAGAAAUCUGUGUCUUAAUAACCUGUGACUGUGUGUGGACAAGAGACCAAACUGUAGAGGAAAGCAUCCAUUUAUGAAAAUAUCUGUAUGUAUAGACAGGGCCGAAGACGCAUUCACAGCUUUUGCAGCUGAUUUCGAGAGUUUCGUAAACAUUUAUUUGAGGAUCAUGUCUUUCUGCUUCCAUUUUUCAAUACAGCAAACAUAAAAGGUCGAGAGAGAAAGCUGUGUGCAUCAGAUAUUCUUGGCAUUUUCCACAUGACAGCUAAAAGUUGAUUUUCCCCUCUACACUCAUCAGUCACUACCACUUCUUUUCCUCAUAUGACUUAAAUUAAGAUUGGCUUCUGCGCAGCCUCUGUCCAUUCAUCCUUUCAGUCCUUCAUCCCUACCAAUGUGCCUUGGUAAAUGGUAAAUCUGGAUUUGCUGUCGCAUAUGAAACGCAUCUGUCCGGAGCUGGGUUUGUGUGCGAGAGCUGCAAAUCCCUUGAUCAAUACGACGCUGGUAUAUGCACCGUUUUCUGUUACUUUUUUUGUAUACACUGAUCUAGAGAGAGGGUGAAGCUGCAGACAAUGAGAAACUGCACAACAACACAGCUGGCAAUAAAGGAAAAAGUGCUACAACUGGUUGAUAAGAAUCUGUUUUCUGGAGUUUUGACUGGGGCAUCUUUAUUUGUUCAGUGUUUAACAUCUCUCAAUUGUUUGAAAAAUAAAAAUGAUCUAAAUCUUCAGCUCA
Epinephelus lanceolatus (giant grouper) is the source of this 4764-nucleotide messenger RNA. RefSeq names its product cofactor required for Sp1 transcriptional activation, subunit 7 (gene crsp7). Gene Ontology annotation, molecular function: transcription coregulator activity. The record is from RefSeq and is a predicted model, not a curated record. Gene Ontology annotation, biological process: positive regulation of gene expression; regulation of transcription by RNA polymerase II. NCBI's taxonomy places the organism in Eukaryota, Metazoa, Chordata, Actinopteri, Perciformes, Serranidae. Gene Ontology annotation, cellular component: nucleus; mediator complex; core mediator complex.